Messenger RNA from Anoplopoma fimbria (sablefish), 1645 nucleotides. RefSeq names its product gamma-glutamyl hydrolase-like. Bases 128 to 1552 code for a protein of 474 amino acids. Gene Ontology annotation, biological process: tissue regeneration; brain development; lipid transport. Gene Ontology annotation, molecular function: lipid binding; gamma-glutamyl-peptidase activity. The record is from RefSeq and is a predicted model, not a curated record. Gene Ontology annotation, cellular component: vacuole. The transcript is spliced from 14 exons. Lineage: Eukaryota; Metazoa; Chordata; Actinopteri; Perciformes; Anoplopomatidae.
UUCAGUUUGUCCUACACUGUUUAGUUUGAGUACAUGGUUGUAGUAGAGUAAGGCGCUGUGCUUAUACUUUGCAACAUAGAAGUCUCUUUUAUCAGAACAUCUUUUGAAUCUUUUUGGACACUUGGACAUGAAGGCAUUCAAGGUCCUGCUAGUUUUUCUCCUGACUGCUGCAACCACUGACAGUCAGUCUCUCCACCCUGGCAAAUGUCCCCAGCCAUCUGUACAAGAGGAUUUCGAUGUAACAAAGUAUAUGGGCACCUGGUAUGAAAUCGAGAAGCUCCCAGCUGCGUUUGAAAGAGGGAAAUGUAACCAAGCCACAUACAGUCUGCUCGCUGAUGGGACGGUCAAAGUUCGCAAUGCUGAGAUGCUGUCUAAUGGGAAGAAAAAUACAAUCGAGGGUGUGGCCAAAGUUAAAAAUGCAUCGAAACCUGCUAUUCUGGGUGUCAGCUUCUUUAAAGGUGUUCCAGAUGGGCCCUACUGGGUACUCUCAACGGACUACCAGUCAUAUUCUCUGGUGUACUCUUGUACUGACUACUUCCUUUUCCACGUGGACUUCGCCUGGAUCCUGGCUCGCUCUCGGGGGUUGACUGAGGACGUCAUGAGCCGGUUACAUGAUAAGCUGACUUCUGCCGGUGUAAACAUAAACCGCCUUACAGUCAGUGAUCAGACCGAUUGUGACCAGAACAGAGCCAAGAGGAAUGACAGACCCAUCAUUGGAGUACUGGCUCAAGAUAUUCGCUCUCCAAAACCAAAUCGAACGGCUUACCUUGCUGCCUCUUAUGUCAAGUCCCUGGAGUCAGCAGGAGCGAGGGUUGUGCCCAUCAUGAUUAACCAGACACUGGAGGAGUAUAAGAAACUUUUCAACUCCAUUAAUGGGAUCCUUUACCCAGGAGGAAGUGCUAACAUCAUGGAUUCUGGUUAUCAAAGAUCUGCAUCAAUCUUUUAUGAACUUGCUAUUGAGGCAAAUAAGAGAGGCGAUUAUUUUCCUGUUUGGGGCACCUGUCUUGGAUAUGAGCAGCUGACUGUUUUGACGAGUGGAAAGAACUUACUGUCACCAACCAAUGCAACUGGCGUGCCAUUAAAUCUGAACUUCAUUAAUGAAGCCAAAGACAGCCGGAUGUUUAAAGGCGUCCCAGCUGAACUAAUUGAAGAUCUGGCUUCUGAGCCGCUGACAGCAAACAAUCACAAGUGGAGUGUGUCUUUGUUGACUCAUAACACAAAUGAGGAGCUGAAAAACUUUUACAAAGUUAUCUCCACAAGUACAGAUGGAAAUAUAGAGUUUGUGUCAACGGUGGAAGCAUAUGAUUACCCAAUUUAUGGGACACAGUGGCAUCCAGAGAAAAAUGCAUUCGAGUGGACGAGGUCUUACAUCCCACACUCUCCAUCAGCAGUCAAGACCACCUUCUACAUGGCUGAUUUUUUUGUCAGUGAAGCCAGGAAGAACUUUCACAGAUUUGAAUCUGAGGAGGAAGAGAGCAAAGCCCUGAUUUACAACUACCAGCCUGUUUACGCUGGGCCUAAUAGUAGCUUUGUGCAAAGAUAUUACUUUUGAUGUCGCUUUUUUUUUUCAACAGCUAACUGGCUGUUUGUUAAUUGUGUAACUAUUAAAUGUUUGCAGAUAAUUGCCGUUGAGAAGCAAUUCAAA